Columba livia (rock pigeon) is the source of this 921-nucleotide messenger RNA. Its product is annotated as olfactory receptor 14J1-like. Gene Ontology annotation, molecular function: odorant binding; olfactory receptor activity. Gene Ontology annotation, cellular component: membrane. NCBI's taxonomy places the organism in Eukaryota, Metazoa, Chordata, Aves, Columbiformes, Columbidae. Gene Ontology annotation, biological process: G protein-coupled receptor signaling pathway. The transcript has 2 exons. The record is from RefSeq and is a predicted model, not a curated record. The annotation marks the transcript as partial.
CUGCACUACGGGACCCUCCUGGGCAGCAGAGCUUGUGUCCACAUGGCAGCAGCUGCCUGGGCCACUGGGUUUCUCAAUGCUCUGCUGCACACGGCCAAUACAUUUUCACUGCCCCUGUGCAAGGGCAAUGCCCUGGGCCAGUUCUUCUGUGAAAUCCCCCAGAUCCUCAAGCUCUCCUGCUCACACUCCUACCUCAGGGAACUUGGGCUUAUGGUGGUUAGUGCCUGUUUAGUUUUCAUGUGUUUUGUUUUCAUUGUGGUGUCCUAUGUGCAGAUCUUUAGGGCCGUGCUGAGGAUCCCCUCUGAGCAGGGACGGCACAAAGCCCUUUCCACCUGCCUCCCUCACCUGGCCGUGCUCUCCCUGUUCCUCAGCACUGCCAUGUUUGCCCACCUGAAGCCCCCCUCCAUUUCUUCCCCAUCCCUGGACCUGGUGGUGUCUGUUCUGUACUCUUUGGUGCCUCCACAUCUCCUGGAGAAGCUGCAGCUCGUGGCCUGGAUGGUGUAUGUGCCAUGGGUAAAGAACUGGAUGGAGGGCUGCGCCAAAAGAAUUGUGGUGAACAGAGGCAAAUCCAGUUGGCGUCUGGUCACAAGUGGUGUCCCCAGUGCUCAGUAUUUGACUCACUUCUAUUUAAUCCCUAUCAGUGAUGUGGAUGAGGGAAUUGCGUGCACCCUCAUUAAGUUUGCAGAUGACACCAGGCUGGGUGGGAGUGUUGAUCUGCUGGAGGGUGGGAAGGCCAUGCAGGGGGAUCUGGACCCGCUGGAUCAUUGGGCUGAGGCCAUUUGUAUGAGGUUUGACCAGAUCAAGGGCCGGGUCCUGCACUUGGGUUACAACAUCCCCAGGCAGCGCUACAGGCUCAGGGAAGAGUCGCUGAAAAAUUGCGUGGUGGAAAGGGAUCUGUGGGUGUUGACUGACAGUAGCUGA